GAGGCCGCGGCGUUUGGUUGCACACGGGCUGCAGUUUCAGUUUGUUUUAUUCACCAUUUUGAGUAGCGGAGGGUAAAAAAAAAUAGAAAUAUUUGCGUUGGGAGGACGAGUCGCCACCGUACUUUUAUUUUCACGCGCUAGCUCGGACGGCGGAGUUGUGCGCCAAGCUCGCGCCUAUCGGUGUUUUGCAGAGCGGGAACCAAUAUAUAUUUUUGCGCCUGUGCUGCUUCUUCUCCCCCCCCCCCUUCUUUCUUACAUCCCUAACCUCUACAGUAUCCCUGCAAAAUGGCAAGACCAGUGAGGAACCGGAAAGUGGUGAACUACUCGCAAUUCAACGAGUCUGAUGCAGAUGAGGAGUAUGGCGAUAAGCCCAAGAAGGUGCGUGCGCCCCCCCGCGAGGCCAAGCACAAGCGCUCAAAGAACUCGCAGGAGGACAGUGAGGAGUCUGAUGAGAAAGUCUCCAAACCCAAAAAUGAAUCAGCAGAUGACCUUGGCAGCGAGGUGGAGGACAAUGAAUUUGGCCAGGGGGAGGAAGAAGAUGGAGGAAGUGACUACGAAGAAAAGAAAGGCAAAAAGGUCAAGAAAGCCAAGGUGGAGAAGCCCGCCAAGAGGGGACCGAAGAGAAAACGGCCUGCAGAUGAAAGUGACGACGAGAAGGAAGUGAGUCGAAAGCGCACAGUGCGCCAGGCGGCCUCCAAGGCCGUGUCCAAACAGAGGGAGAUCCUGCUCGGCGACGCGGGCAGCGAGGACGAGGAGCAGGAAGACAAAGAGGAGCCCUAUUUGGACCCUGACGAGUCCGGCAGCGACGAGGACUUCACGGUGGAGGACGAUGACGACAGUGACUACGGCCGCUCCAAGAAAAGGGGCAAGAAGGUGAUCCGACGGGGACGGCCGGACAAGAAGGAGAAGAAAAGCCCCAAGCCCCGACUAAAGGCCACAGUAACCCCCAGCCCGAUGAAAGGAAAGGGGAAGGGCCGCCCUAGCGCCAAGGCCCCGGAGAAGAGCUCACCCAAAGAAGAGGAAGAGGAGGACCCCGAGAGUCCCGUGGAGGAAGAGGAGGAGGAGGCCGAGAAGAAGGAGUCCUCCCCUGCCCCCAAGAAGACGACGAAGGAGGCUGCGGGAGGCGACGAGGAGGAGGAGGAUGAAGAGGAGGAGGACGGCUCAGAAGAGGAGGCGCCCUCUGGAGAAGACUAGAAGAUGGUACCCGCUGAAGCCCAUCCUCCCAUGUCUCUUUCUCUGUCUCUUCUCAAAAGGUUUUGUUUUCUUUCGUUGCUCUGCGUUUAGAUUCUUCUUCUUUUUCGUUGUCUCCUGGUGGCCUGGCUCAAUGGUUUAGACUUGAUGUGCUUUUUGACGUCUUCUUUUUCCUCCCCUCCACCGAGACAUUGUGCUGAUGCUCAUGCAGCGCAUGUAAGGAGUCGCCGCCCUCCUGUCGUGGUCACUUCCAUUCUGCAUCCUCGUGUCAGAGGGUCUUUUCCAAGAGCUCAGUGCGACUGAGUAUCCGUCCUGAGUGAACAAAACCACUUCCCUUGUCUGUCACUGGGAAUCACAGAAGGGAUUACCAGUGACAGCCAUGACUGGCAACGCGCGCUGUCCAGUUUACUUUACUAAUAUGUGCGAUUACUGGGAGUAUUGUGCAGCCGCUUCUCAGUAUCGAGUUGCUGAAGCGCCGUGUUUACAAAGCGACGCUUAAGUCAACACGCGCGGGGCGGACGGCCUUCGCCCUCUCCCUGGUCCCUUGUGCUUUAACAGGGCAGCGUUAGCUCGAUAGUUAUUCUGAAAACCCUGUGCCAUCAGUUGGAGCAGCUUUUCCUUUUUUUUGCUUUGUGUCGUUAGGUCACCCUGUUGGUUUCAGACGGUCUUGGUGCUGAACUCCUGCUGCGGCGUAGAUCGGUUCAAACUAUUUACGGUGAUCUAUGGCGACUAGCGGAGCGGCGGGUCACCGCUGAGUGUUCGCCACAUGCUGCCACUAUCGCACGUUUCAAGCUGGCGUGUGUUUUCACUUGUUCAAGUUGGUAUGCGUGGCUUUAUUUUUCUCUCAGCCCAUCUGAUGCCUAAGUUAAACGGUUUUGGUUGUUGUAUGUCGAGCUUUCUUAACGACGCGCGCGCAAUUACCACGUGACGCAAACCCCGCCCCCUUUCAGAAUACAUGAUCCCCGACCUCCUCGCGUGGCUACAUCAUAUUCUCAGCAUGAAAUUCAACCCCUUGUGCCAGGCAGCCCUAAAUCUUUUAUUUUGUUUUGCUUUUAUUUUUAUGAAAUGCAAGAAGAGAUGUUCUUUUGUUUUUGUUUUGUUUUUGAGAGUUACAAAAAAAACGAAUGUUGGUUUUUCUUCUAUCGGUUCAUUGUUUUAAUUCUCUAUUCUGAUUUUUUUUUUGUAAUGUUUGUUUUUUAAGAAAAGAAAUAAAAUGUAUCUUGAUUUUAAAGAAAAAAAGUUGACCCGAUCAAAUCUGUUUUGCCCAGUGGUUGGACCAGCCAUCCCUCCCUGAUGUUACCUCUGUCCUUUGUUUCACUCAUUCCGUUUGUUUGUCUAUUAAUGUCUUAAUUUUCACUGAGUUCAGUUUUCAGUCGUGGGUCUGAUAUUGUUGGAGGCCUCAGGAUGUAAACUAUCCUCGUGUUUUAGGUCCUUGUUACAAGCGGCAAAUUAGGCUUCGAACACGUCAGCGACUCCUCUGAUCAACAGACCAUCAAAAGCCACAAACGAUCUCAAAACUAGUGACUCUGCGAUCAAGUGCAGACCACGUGAGACUGUCCUCGUUUUGAUGGGAGAAAAAACUAAACUGCUAUUGUGACCGUGGGAACGUAAUAAAAGCAUUUAUUAGGCGUCAGUCGGGAGGAUUUCUGGCUGCAAUACAAAUCAGUCCUGGAUGUGUACAGGACACACCUGAACCGACUAGUCCUCUGUUCUAGAAGCACAUUUAAUUAUUUGACCACAGUCUUUAGCCGCUUUAGUGUGGUUUUUUUUUCUACGUCCAGGUCCUGAAUUGGCACGAAAUCCUCAAUGUCAUUUUAAGACGAUUGGAUAUAGACGAGGACAAAGAAAAAGCUCCGAGAGCUCUGUUCAGAGGAGGAUCGGAUACGGGCCGGUCGAACGUGAACAGAGGCUCCUCUCCAUCAUCCCGCAGGACGCACAUGGCAUAAGGCUGUGAAUUUCUCCUAUCCAUUCGACGAUUUCUUCCGUUGCGUUUUUUUUUCUUUCUGUUAAUUUUUUUCUACCUUCAGUUGCACUGCCGAUGUUAAUGUAAGCAAAGGUGUGGUUCCUACAGGAGACCGCGAGGAGGAGCUUUCUGUCAGUAGUGUGGAACGGGAACGCUGAACUCUAAUCUUUUGCAUGUUGUGGGGGAAAAGUGGAAAUGGCAAUAUUGUGGUCUGACAAAAAAAAAAUGAAACAUGAGUAUUAACAACGACAAUAUUGGUAAUGUUUUGGUUUCCCAGCUUCCAAUAAAGGCAACCUACUUUUUA
This is a messenger RNA of Pseudoliparis swirei, 3458 nucleotides long. RefSeq names its product nuclear casein kinase and cyclin-dependent kinase substrate 1a (gene nucks1a). NCBI's taxonomy places the organism in Eukaryota, Metazoa, Chordata, Actinopteri, Perciformes, Liparidae. The record is from RefSeq and is a predicted model, not a curated record. Gene Ontology annotation, biological process: interstrand cross-link repair; double-strand break repair via homologous recombination. Gene Ontology annotation, molecular function: double-stranded DNA binding; single-stranded DNA binding. The transcript is spliced from 8 exons. Gene Ontology annotation, cellular component: cytoplasm. Bases 286 to 1194 code for a protein of 302 amino acids.